UGUUAGACUUUUUUGCUACGUUUGUGCGCCAUGCCUGAGCCAGCCAAGUCCGCUCCCGCCCCGAAGAAGGGCUCCAAGAAGGCGGUGACCAAGGCGCAGAAGAAGGACGGCAAGAAGCGCAAGCGCAGCCGCAAGGAGAGCUACUCGGUGUACGUGUACAAGGUGCUGAAGCAGGUGCACCCGGACACCGGCAUCUCGUCCAAGGCCAUGGGCAUCAUGAACUCGUUCGUCAACGACAUCUUCGAGCGCAUCGCGGGCGAGGCGUCGCGCCUGGCGCAUUACAACAAGCGCUCGACCAUCACGUCCCGGGAGAUCCAGACGGCCGUGCGCCUGCUGCUGCCCGGGGAGCUGGCCAAGCACGCCGUGUCCGAGGGCACCAAGGCCGUCACCAAGUACACCAGCUCCAAGUAGACUCGCCAAGUAAGCGCCCUCUUACCCAACCCCAAAGGCUCUUUUCAGAGCCGCUCAACCUUUCACAUAAAGAGCUUUAAUCCUGGAGUGUUGGUAGUGUUAGGCAAGAGCCAUGUGGCAGUUGAACUGCUUUUCUCGGUCUUUACUUUCCCAUUCUAGUUUUCUCAGUAGCUUGUGUUCAUGAAACGGUAUUAAGCAAGGCCUGAGCAGAAAAACUUGUUCCGAAAGCAAGGCAGUGCUUGGCUGCUUAACUAUUGAGAGUUUCAGAAAAUGAAACUAACUUGGCAGAUUUUUCGUCAGGGCUUGUACUGAGAAGUCUUGGGCUGUCCGGACGAGCCUGGACGAGUUCUACAUAUUGGCAUCCUUUAUAGGCAAGCCUGUGUAGAAAGCACAAUGUGCUUGGUGAGUCUGAGUCAUUGUUCAGUGGGAAACAAUAGAAUGCUAUAUACCCGAUGGCGUGAGAAACUAAUUUCCUAGUAAAUGGAAGGGUUUGGGAGGGAAACCACUGAACUUAGAGGAUAGAUGUCUAUUGAAGAAUAACCCCAGACUUUAGUUGUUAUUCUGCAAGUAAUUGAGGCAUUCCGUGCUUCUUUGGAAAAGUAAACAGGAUUUGUAAGAGGAAGGAGAAGGUAAAGAAGCGGCAGAGAACAACCUGGAAACACCGCCUCUUGUUUUGCAGUGAUGUCUGCCAGCCAGCACAGGAGCCAGGCCUGGGCCGUCUUCCCUUAAGAGGCUUGAUAGGAAUCCUCAACAGAAAACACUGUCGCCUAUCCAUUUACAAAAUACCCUGAGACUCAUGUCAUCAAGAGCCCUUCAGUUACUGUCCUCACUUUUGGUAAGCCCACCCUCCCAGGCAUUUCUCUGUUGGAUCAGGGAGUGUGGAACAGAGAGGGUGGUGGUUAGUGCACGGGGUUCUAGGAUCACAGAUCGGAGUGUGCCUAACUUUCUUCCCUAAAUGACGUGUUGAGGGGAAGGACUAGGACUCUGAGUUUAUUUGUGUAUUUGUUGAGAGCCUCAGAAGGUGAGCUUCAGAGAGUGACAGGUACUUGGGGAAGAGCUCAGUGAGCAGGAUAGAAAUAAUCUUUGACCUCACAGGGCUCUGAGUCUAAAAUGGACAUUUCAAUAGGAGUCUCACAGACUAACAGAAAGGGCAAACCUCUGUCUGAAGGUCACUUUAGCAUUGCCAAAAGUUGAAUGGAUUUAAUCUUGAGUAGGACAAUGACAAGGGAAGAGGAUGUGGCUACAGGGAGAGAAGAAUCGAUGUGCAGAAAAAAAAAAACACGCAGACUUUGCAUUUAUGGACUAGAGUUAACAACAGGGGCUAUAUAUUUAUUUAUGCUUUUCAUCAGGCCAUGUCUCAUUUUGGGUUCACGGGGAUUGUGUAGAAGUUCGGUGCCUAACUAAAAUGUAGGAUCUUACUGAAAUGCAGAAAGGAACGCUAUCAUAGAUCUUGUCCAUUAAUCUUCUUAAUGGACACCCUUGGGAGCGACAGACAACCUAAAAUAGUCACUGGUUAAAGUAGAUGAAAGACGGUUUCUCUCUCAUGAACAGGUGUAUAAAUGUAAGCUCGGGCCUGGCAUGGGGUCUCCCUAAGGAGCUCAUCUCCCUUUGUGUAAUGUGCAUUGGCUCUGUCAUUGGAGAAUAUUCUCAAAUAUAUUCUGCUCUUGAAUUCUGCUAUGGAGGACCAACCCAAGACCAACUAACUGGACGGCCGCAACUCAUAAGAAAUGUUAAGUGGGUAAUUCCUAAGUGAGAAACUUACGAGAAGUGUUAUGUGGGUAAGCAAGAAAUUGUAUGAGAUGGAGACAAAAUUCAAAAGCUGUAUUGACUAAAAAUCAUAAAUUUGUUGCCUGUCAGACAUGGUGCACAUAGAGAAAGUAAGCAGAGCUCGUGUGCUACACGGAGGUGGGAAGAGAUGAAAGAGAGUGAGAAAUGCCAGAAUUUGCGCCACACCAAAUAUUUAUGAGGUACUCAGUAUUCAGUCUUACAUUGACCACCCCUUGGUGACUUCCACUUUAGGCCCAUUUGCCUUCUGCAGACAAACACCCUCGUCAAGGGCAUGGCUGCUUGGGAUGUCACGGGCAGCCAAUACGGGAGGCUGUGUGUGCCCAGAAAUGGCCUGCCCGGUAGUAUAAUUGAAGACAUGAAUGGGGGGUUGGGGGGGUGCCUGGGUGGCUCAGUUGGUUGGGCGUCCAACUUCAGCUCAGGUCAUGAUCUCACCGUUCAUGAGUUCGAGCCCCACAUCAGACUCUGUGCUGGCAGCUCAGAGCCUGGAGCGUGCCUUGAGUUCUGUGUCUCCCUCUUUCUCUUCCUCUCCCCCGCUGGCUCUCUCUCUCUUUCUCUCUCUCUCUCUCUCUGUCUCAAAAAUAAAUGGACAGAGGGAGACUGAUGAGCUCCUACCUCUUCACGGGGACACUGGAGCUUCCUGGUACAACACAACUGAAUUGUAAGUAUUGGCAAUAAUUGCUUCGGCUGCGAAGAAAAUAAAAUGGUACCAGUCUAGUUAGAAUCAAAUUUCCCCGUUGAGAUGAACAGUGAUCACCGCCACUGGGAAGCCAGGGCGAGCGGUGUGCGAUCAGCACAGGCUUGGGAGAUCAGCAAAACACCUGGGAAGGUAGAGGGAGGCCAACAAGGUCAGACUCAAAGCCCGUGAACAAGGUGAGGCUGAGUUUGGAGUCCAGUGACAGCCCAGUAUUUCCAUGUACAUUCUGAGGGCCACCAUCCGGUAUACAAGUUCCAGCCUUACCUGCCUCGGGCCUGACUUCUGCACUUUUUACCUUGAUGGGUUUUCUCAACUCAUUCCAAAGAUAUCACCAUCAGGGUAACAUUCGUUAUGCACCGAACCCCCAGAAGAUUCAGUCCUCUACUGUUGUUCUAAAAAGCUCUGUUCUCUCAUUUGGAACCUCAAAUCUCUUACUUUUGAUUUUAAGUACACUAUCACACAAUUAAGACCCUUUCCUGAAUCAGGCUGGCAGUCCUCCAUGAGCUUAACACUCGUCUAUACCCGCCCUUGCCUCUUGGUUCACCUUCCUCACUGUGCGCUCGGGAACCUGCAGUGAUACUUUCUCAAAAAAUAUUAAAAACACGUGAAUCAAUGCUGAGUUUCCCUGGGAACCCCAGCUUGAGAACACAGAGGACCCUGUCCUCUGGCUGCUUAUCAGACCGUGACCCUGAAUAUGCUCCCAGCUUAGGACCUGUUCAGUCAUCAUUGUCCCCUUCUCUGUGGAAUGAUCUUCUCACAGAUGCGUGCAGAACCACCUCCCUCCCAGGCUUCCUGCCUCUGCCUCGGUGGCACGUUAGUGGGGGAGUCCUCCCCACCCACCCUCUUUAAGACUACAACCCUCCACCACCCAUCCCUGGCAGUCCUUAAUCUUCUUGGCCUGUUUCUUCCACCCCUGAAUCUCUUUACCCACCAAAAUACUGUGUUUGUUUAUUUUUGUUUAUUUCCUGUCUCCCACAACGACAAGGACAAUGUCCGUGAGCCCCACCCCAAGGGAACCUUACCCAUGUUACUCACUGCUCUAUUUCCGGCACCUCCAAUGACGUGGGGCGCGUUGUAAGCGCUCAAAAAGUUUUUGAUGGGUGUUCAGAUAAAGCAAAAUAAAAAUAUGCAUGUAACACACAAUGGCCAUCCAUUGUCUAGCACCGGAGAUAAAACCCAUGGCUGAAUUAUCAAAAUGAGCACCUCUGUGAAGUAGCUUACCUCGCUAUGCUUCAAUUUCUUUGUCGUUGUAUUUGGGCUAAUAAUGGCCCCUCACCCAUAGAGUUAUUGUAUGGAUUAAAUAAAAUGAUCUAUGCAGGCACCAAAUUA
Felis catus (domestic cat) is the source of this 4222-nucleotide messenger RNA. RefSeq names its product histone H2B type 1-C/E/F/G/I (gene H2BC9). The record is from RefSeq and is a predicted model, not a curated record. Gene Ontology annotation, cellular component: nucleosome. Gene Ontology annotation, molecular function: DNA binding; structural constituent of chromatin; protein heterodimerization activity. The transcript has a single exon. The coding region runs from base 31 to 411 and encodes 126 amino acids. Lineage: Eukaryota; Metazoa; Chordata; Mammalia; Carnivora; Felidae.